AGUAAGUAAGUCUUGCAGUAGGCGUUAUUGAUUUCGAUACUUAACGCGAACAGCAGACAUUUAUUCAGUUUAUAAGAUACUCGGAUAUUCAGACACUUCUUAGCGGCGUUUGUUUGGACUUUCUCCAAAUUCGAAAUCCAUAGCUCGAGGGGGUAAAGUUGCACACAGUUUGAGUGUCGAGGGUCCAGCGGAAGUGCGCUCGGAGGAAGAGAAGGCGCUCGUCGGUGAAGCUGUAGCUCGGAGUGAGUCCAGCAUGAGUGAAGACAGACCUGAGGUGGAGCUGUUCGUGAAGGCAGGAAGUGAUGGUCAGAGCAUUGGGAACUGCCCGUUCUCUCAGCGACUCUUCAUGGUCCUGUGGCUGAAAGGCGUGACCUUUAAUGUGACCACCGUGGACAUGAAGAGGAAGCCAGACAUUCUCAAAGAUCUGGCUCCUGGCGCUCAGCCUCCUUUCCUGCUGUACGGCACAGAGGUGAAGACGGACACCAACAAGAUCGAAGAGUUCCUGGAGGAAAACCUCUGCCCUCCUAAAUACCCUCGGCUGGCAGCUCGCAACCCUGAGUCUAACACCGCCGGUCUGGAUGUGUUCUCCAAGUUCUCCGCCUACAUCAAGAACUCAAACCCGCAGAUGAACGACAAUCUGGAGAAGGGUUUGCUGAAGGCCCUGAAGAAGCUGGAUGACUACCUGAGCUCUCCUCUGCCGGACGAGAUCGAUGAGAACAGCGCUGAUGAUGAUGUCACUUCCUCCUCCCGCCCCUUCCUGGACGGUCAGGAGCUGACUCUGGCCGACUGUAACCUGCUGCCCAAGCUGCACAUCGUCAAAGUGGUGUGUCUGAAGUUUCGAGGGUUCUCCAUCCCUCGCUCGCUGACGUCUCUGUGGCGAUACCUGGACGCGGCGUAUGCCCGAGAGGAGUUCUCCUCCACCUGUCCCAGCGAUGAGGAGAUACACGUGGCCUACUCCUCCGUCGUGAAGGCGCUCAAAUAGAAGAACACAGUCACACACACACACUCAUGUGCGUUAUUACAGUUCUCCUUCCAGAUUGUCCCAGUGUUUCAAUUGUACGUUCCUCAUGAGGUCUCACUUUUCAACUAAACGUGGUCUAAAUCGUGCUGCCUUCACAUGCUCUCGGAAUUAUUCCAAA
Carassius carassius (crucian carp) is the source of this 1139-nucleotide messenger RNA. RefSeq names its product chloride intracellular channel protein 1-like. The record is from RefSeq and is a predicted model, not a curated record. The transcript has 6 exons. Lineage: Eukaryota; Metazoa; Chordata; Actinopteri; Cypriniformes; Cyprinidae. Bases 254 to 982 code for a protein of 242 amino acids.